UUUUAAAUUCUUAAAAUUUAUUAAAUUUUAAUUAAAAAAAACAUGCGUCUAACCAAUAUUUUAUUAAAAAAAGUUAAAAGCAAACGCAUCAUGGUCGUUGUUGAGAGUGUGGUUACCGGCCACAAAUUCAAUACCGUGCGUGAUCGUUUAGCGGAUAAAAUUGAAUUGGUGCGCUUUGAUCCUUAUAUUCAAAAGGAUUGUGUUUAUCGUGAGCGCAAGAGGAUUCGUAGUGCCUAAUUUAAUAGUCUUAUUAAGGCCACAUUAUGUUUAUUAGUUUAACUAAAUAUUUACGUGUUUUAAAAUAAAAAUUCUAGAAAAAAAGUA
Molecule: messenger RNA, 324 nt
Organism: Lucilia cuprina (Australian sheep blowfly)
Lineage: Eukaryota; Metazoa; Arthropoda; Insecta; Diptera; Calliphoridae
Gene: mRpL33
Product: 39S ribosomal protein L33, mitochondrial
Exons: 3
Coding region: 43-237 (64 amino acids)
Biological process (GO): translation
Cellular component (GO): mitochondrion
Source: RefSeq, a predicted model, not a curated record